AUGGCUCUUAGGCCAAUUGGCUGGAUAUGUGGGGAGAUUGUCAGGAAAUUUGCUGGACAAGCUGGAGUUAUACAGAGAGCCAUCUUGGAAAUUAUAGAUGAGAUUAGAGACGAAUUUCCAAAUCUAUUGAGGCUGACACGUUCAAACCAGGAAACAGAUCGCAGGGUGCAGAAAUCUGAAUCAGUAAUAACCAGGGCAUUCUAUUCAGCUCAUGGAGCUAUCAUUUUGAAUGGGCUAGCUACACUAUCACGGUCUUCAAACUCCAUUGCAAAAGUUUUACAGCCGCAGCUUGCUAGAAAAUUAACAGAGCUAAAUAUCUUAUCACGACGCCUUUUGAGAACAUCAAAUACUCCUAAACAGCCAUUGUAUAGGAUGCAAGACAAGAAAGUCUUCUUUUAUGAUAUCAUUUCCUACCCAGCAAAGGCUGCCCUUACCAGCAUAAUGUGUGCUUCUUAUGCAGCACUAAUUUUUCUGGCAGUCUCCAUUAACAAAUUGCUGGCAAAAAUAAAAGGCAUCAGUCAAACAGAAGACACUUCUAGGGAAAGCAGCAGUGAAGAUGUGGAUGAAAAUGGAUUUUCCAGAGCUAUUGAAGCAACUCCCCCCCUUCAACAAGAGUCUUCAAUGUUUCCUGUUAAAGCAUCACAAAAUAGUGGAAGCAUCCAUACUCUACUUGCAGCAAUGGAUCAAGAAAGUGAACAAUAAUGGUUCUUUUUAUAUAGUAUAGGCCCAGCUUGGACUUUUCAGCCUAUAUCCACAUUGUUUUAUUAAAUACACAAAUAUAUAAACAUGGUUCUCAAUUUCCAUUUGAGAAUUACCAAGUUUUUAUAUGCUUUGAGGCUGUGCAAAGCAUACAGAAGAUACAUUUUGCAAAGGCAGAAGUCCAAAUGAAGUAUU
Messenger RNA from Crotalus tigris (Tiger rattlesnake), 894 nucleotides. It is a transcript of the gene SPATA9, whose product is annotated as spermatogenesis associated 9. The coding region runs from base 1 to 702 and encodes 233 amino acids. Lineage: Eukaryota; Metazoa; Chordata; Lepidosauria; Squamata; Viperidae. The transcript is spliced from 5 exons. The record is from RefSeq and is a predicted model, not a curated record.